ACAAGCCGAGCCUUCAGUAUAGUAGGAUUAGCUACCUUUCAGUCAAUCAGAGUUUACUGGGGUAACGUCACGCAAUGUAUUUAAUAUUCAUGAGACAAGCACGGAGGCUGUUUAAAGUUAAAUAAACGCCGCGGCGCGACUCGUGUUGCACACAGUGUGCUGCAGCGGCGCUGAGGGACAGGCGACGAAACGAAAAGAGACGAACAGAACCGAACCUGCGCGACAACAAGACUCUUCUAGAGAAUGACGUCCAUUUGUCCAAGAUGCGAUAAGACUGUGUUUUUCGCUGAGAAAGUGAGUUCUCUGGGGAAAAACUGGCACCGUUUCUGUCUGAAAUGUGAACGAUGUAGUAAGAUUCUGUCUGCGGGAGGCCAUGCGGAGCAUGAUGGAUUGCCUUACUGUCAUAAACCCUGCUAUGGAACACUCUUUGGACCAAAAGGUGUAAAUAUUGGAGGGGCGGGGUCUUACAUAUACGACACACCUCCUCAGACACCGGUCAGCAAAUCAUGUAGCAGCCCUUCAGACAAUUCGCCCACCACACCUUGGACCAGCUCACAGAUCAGCUUUAAUCAGCCUAAAGCUUCCACUGCGCCUACACGUAUGUUUGCUGGAGAGACUUAUCUGUGUCCCGGCUGUGGAAAGGCAGUUUAUUUCGCUGAAAAGGUGAUGUCACUGGGUCGCAACUGGCACAGGCCUUGUCUUCGCUGUGUGAGGUGCAAGAAAACACUGACCCCUGGUGGCCAUGCAGAGCAUGAGGGCAGCCCGUACUGCCAUGUGCCCUGCUAUGGGUAUCUUUUUGGACCAAAAGGUGUAAACAUUGGUAAAGUGGGCUGUUACAUUUACGAGAAAGAAAAUGCAGAGAAUGAAAUGCCAAGCGAACAUUAAUUCACAAGGAAAAGCUCUUUUUUUAUUUGUUACAGAAAUAUUUUUUACAUAUUAAAAAAAAAUGUAAGGUGUAAAGAUUUAUUUUCACAUAGAUAUAUGCAAAUGUCGUUGCAUGUUGCAUGUAUUCUGAUCAUCAGAAAUGGCCACUGGCAUCUUAUAAAAAAAUUAAACAAAAGUCACUCAAACAUGCACACAUACAUGGGCACUUUCUCUCUCAUUUUACUGCUUUUCACAAACAAACUCCACCAACAAUUUCCAUUUAUUCAUUCACGCAUCCAUUUAUUCUUAGAAAAUACCUGUAAUUAUUACAUGGCACUGGAGAAAGUUGUAAAUCCUUGUGUAACUAAUAAAACAUAUUUUAAAAGAA
This is a messenger RNA of Cyprinus carpio (common carp), 1252 nucleotides long. RefSeq names its product cysteine-rich protein 3. NCBI's taxonomy places the organism in Eukaryota, Metazoa, Chordata, Actinopteri, Cypriniformes, Cyprinidae. The record is from RefSeq and is a predicted model, not a curated record.